UCCAGGCAAGCUUCAUGGGGGUGAAAAAACCCGAGAGAGGAGACGAAUAACGGUACACUCCAAUAUUUAUGGAGCCGAUCCCCGCAUUUAACCGCACCACAUCGGCGUCUCCUCCUGUGAUGCAUGCAUGAAUAAAUGUGUUUGGAAACGGACGCGGUGAACGGCGUGUUGGGGCUGACGAAAACAAGCGGUCCACCAUUGUCUGCGUAGAAAUAAGAAUGGCCUGGAUGUGUAAGAGGAAGUCGUUGAUCGCCACCAGUCUGAUCGUGGCGGUGUCGCUCUUUGUGGUCGUGGUAUACUACGCGGAGAAGCCCUACUUCCUGCUGCAGCCAGUGUUCGGUCAGACGAUCAGUAGCCACCAGAUGUUCUCCAAACAGCCUUAUAAGGCCUUCAAGCCUCACCCAGGCUAUGUUAGCAUUUCCAAACAGGAGCAUCUGAAGCUGCACUGUGAGCUCUGCAGCAUCGUGUCCAGCUCUGGCCAGAUGUUGGGUCAGGCUGCUGGCCCGCAAAUCGACCGCUCUCACUGCAUCUGGCGGAUGAACAACGCGCCCACAAAGGGCUUCGAACGUGACGUGGGCCAGCGGACGACGCUGAGAGUUGUCUCGCACACCAGCGUCCCCCUACUGCUGCAGAACGCCAAGUACUUCUUUGGCCAGGGUAAUGACACUGUGUACGUUGUGUGGGGGCCUCUACGAAACAUGAGGAAGGAUGGGAAUGGCAUUGUGUACAACAUGCUGCAAAAGGCGGCUGAGAACUACCCUCAUGCACGCAUCUAUGUCACCACAGAGGACAGGAUGAAAUACUGCGACAUGGUCUUCAAGAAUGAGACGGGUAAAGAUAGGAUCCAGUCCGGCUCCUACCUCAGCACCGGCUGGUUCACGCUCAUCCUCGCCAUGGACAUGUGCAAAGAGAUCCAUAUCUACGGGAUGAUAAAUGACACCUAUUGCAAGACGGAGGGUUACAGAAAGGUUCCCUAUCACUACUACGAGGCGGGCACCCGGGACGAGUGUGCAGAGUAUCUGCUCCAUGAGAGCGCCCCCUACGGUGGGCACCGCUUCAUCACCGAAAAGUCUGUGUUCACCAAGUGGGCCAAAACACAUGCCAUCAAGUUCUUCAACCCACUUUGGCAGCUGUCGUGACCCUGGCUGAACCGACAUGGAAAUACUACACCAUCAUCGUCAUUAUCAUCAUUGUCGUCAUCUGGGGACCAGCUGGGCCUCUACACUGACCGAAAGUGUGUUCCCUGAUGUGCACAAACAUCAUUCUUGGCACAAAUUCCACUUCAUAUCCAUUUUAAAAAUGUUGGUUGAUGGCUGCUUGUCAAGUCCUGGAUGGCUAAUAUCCAGGAAGUGCUGGUUGUUGUUUUUUUGAAGGCCACUCAAUCAGACAGACUGCCGGUCAAUCCUGGACAGCAAAAACAUAUCUCUUGCUUCUUAAGUCUUUUUCCUCUGAAUUUGAAAGCUGAAGAAAGUGCACAGCACGCCGCUCUUUAUUGACUAAUCGAUCCAUUCGCUGCUCUGUGAGUUUAGCAAAGGAUGGCUCGUAGACUAAUUUAAAAAAAAAAAGAAAAAAAGAUUAGAAAACAACAGGAAGAAGUGACAACCAUCUGUUCACUUUCUGUGACCUCAGCAGCUCACAUGUCUGCAGGCCUGCUGCGUUAAAGUGUUUUUCAGGACUGUAGAGCUCAGCUGCUGUCAAGACGGGUCACGUUGCCAUGGAUGCUUGACGAGCUCGCCUACUCUGUUUCCUCUGCGCGUCUGUCUUCUUCUGUCAGGCUGUAAUUAAUCUAUAACAAGUAUCAUUCAGGCCUUUGUCUCUCACUGAGGGAUCAUUGAAGGCAAUUUUCAAUUUACUCUGCAGCAUCUAAAAAAGCUUCAACAAACGGAUUUCAGUCAAACUCCAAGGUGAACCACAGUUGUACAUGUAAAUCAGUUUUUUUUAUAUCAUUAUACUUGGUUGUUAAGCUGUGUGUAAACUCAGACAGCUUAAAGAUGUCAGCUUUUUAUUUUUAUUUUAUAAUGCUGUGAAAUCUUUUGGCUUGAUGUUGGUAGAGGUUGCUAAUUUAUUCUGCAGAGACAAGUUGCUAACACUCUUUAACAGUGUGCUAUUGACAAUGUGGGCAUCACAGCACAUAGAGCAAUGUGCAAUAAGAAACUCCAUACUUGCGGAAGGAGUUAAAUCAUCUGUGGCCCCGCAGAGGGAGAGAUUUAUGUGUGCAGUGAAACCAUUUGAAGUUAAUUGUAUUCUAUUAUCAUUUUGUGCCUGCAAUAUACUCUGCAGUUCAUUGUAUAGAGACAGAGGAAGAGGCUCUCUCUCUCGCUCGCUCAUAUUCUCAUCCAGCUUUGUGCCUCUUUGUGUACAGUAUCACUGUGUGAACACAUAUUCCCAUUUGUCUUUGAACGCAGUGUGCAUGUCUCCUGGUUCAGGUCAUUACAUUUGAAUGCAUCUGAUUCAGGACAGUGAAGAAUAAUCAGUGGCGUGCUGAGGUGUGUAGGUUGGCCGGUAGCUGUGGAGAGCUGAGACACUGACUGUGACCGUGACUCCAAACCCCCACCGCCCCCCACCCCCCCACCCCCUUGAGGCUGUGAUUAGUGUCCCGGUCAGAGCCGCUGCCCAGAGGGGAGGACUGGAAGGAUUCAAAGUCUUCUAAUUUAGGCGACUUGAUGCACAGGGUCCCUGACGACUGUAAUAUACUGCAGCAGAGCUUCACAAUCUCACUCCUACUGCACUGUUUACUAGCACACAUAGGCACUCCAUUUUGGACUCUUUCUCAGUAAGCAUUGGUUUGGUGAUUUACAGGUCAAAAGACAUGUAGGUUUAAACUUGCGGGUUUUUGGAAAUUAUUGUAUGUAACCGAGACAUCUAUAAAAACUACCCCCCUUUCCACUGCUCAAACGUUUUCAGGACCCCAGGAACAUUUUUAAGAAAUCUUCCUGCAGGAAACAGGGUCUAAAUUCAGUUCCUUGCCCCCAAAAAGUUCCCACUCUGUGUGU
This is a messenger RNA of Perca fluviatilis (European perch), 2993 nucleotides long. It is a transcript of the gene st6galnac3, whose product is annotated as ST6 (alpha-N-acetyl-neuraminyl-2,3-beta-galactosyl-1,3)-N-acetylgalactosaminide alpha-2,6-sialyltransferase 3. The record is from RefSeq and is a predicted model, not a curated record. Lineage: Eukaryota; Metazoa; Chordata; Actinopteri; Perciformes; Percidae. Gene Ontology annotation, molecular function: alpha-N-acetylgalactosaminide alpha-2,6-sialyltransferase activity. Gene Ontology annotation, biological process: ganglioside biosynthetic process; oligosaccharide metabolic process. The coding region runs from base 219 to 1139 and encodes 306 amino acids. The transcript is spliced from 5 exons.